Perkinsus marinus ATCC 50983 is the source of this 828-nucleotide messenger RNA. RefSeq lists its product as hypothetical. The coding region runs from base 1 to 828 and encodes 275 amino acids. The record is from RefSeq and is a predicted model, not a curated record. The transcript has a single exon. Lineage: Eukaryota; Perkinsozoa; Perkinsida; Perkinsidae.
AUGCCCAAGGUUGUCCUCAUCUCCUCUAUCAUCGCCAUUGUUAGUGGUCAUGGUUGGAUAUCAAGCCCCCAGGCCAGGAAUGCUGUGCCUGGUCCAAAGAAUGGCUAUGGUCCUCAGUCUGGUAACAGUGUCGGGGUUGUUGGUCGGAUCCAAGCUAAGAACGCCCCUUUCCCUGAUAAUCACGAUGCGGAAGGCACUCACGGCUUGUGUGGCGAUCCUUUUGAAGGGGCUGGGAGUAGUCUAUCACCUCUUAGCCAACAACCAUACAUGCAACAGGGUCCAGUUAUGGCUACUUACACUCAUGGUCACAAUAUCGACAUCGAAAUACACUUGACCGUCCAUCAUUGGGGUCACUUCGAGUUCCGUAUCUGUGAGGGUGGAUUAAACGGUGAGAAGUACUCGACCCAGAAGACUGGUCAAGACUGCCUCAACAAGAAUCUUCUCGUGAGACCCGAUCCUAAAACCCGCUCUGACUGCCGUAAUGCUACGAAUAUCGACGCCAGCAAUUACGACUGCCAACCACUAGACAGUGAGCAUCCAGAAAGAUGGUAUCUGCCUCCACCUAACUUUGGUACUGACGGAAUGAAGUAUAGGAUGACCUUCAAGUUGCCAGAAAAUCUCACUUGUUCUGGCUGUACUAUCCAAUGGAACUGGAUAACUGGCAACUCCUGUCUAGUGGAGGGGUAUAGGGAAUACUUCGCUAAGUUUAAGAAGGAGUACCCUAACCUGGACUCUUCGUGGGAUCAGUCUAACUCGCAUAAGGAUAACUGUGCCCGGACCAGGAAUGGUGAACAGUUCUGGAACUGUGCCGAUAUCCAGAUUCAGUAG